Meyerozyma guilliermondii ATCC 6260 is the source of this 747-nucleotide messenger RNA. RefSeq lists its product as uncharacterized. Gene Ontology annotation, cellular component: plasma membrane. The transcript has a single exon. The coding region runs from base 1 to 747 and encodes 248 amino acids. Gene Ontology annotation, molecular function: urea transmembrane transporter activity. NCBI's taxonomy places the organism in Eukaryota, Fungi, Ascomycota, Pichiomycetes, Serinales, Debaryomycetaceae. Gene Ontology annotation, biological process: urea transmembrane transport. The record is from RefSeq and is a predicted model, not a curated record.
AUGGGGCUCGAACACGCUAAAAUAUUCGGUGAAAGUGUUGGAUAUGGCAUGGUUGUUGGAGUUGGUUUCGCUUUUGCCGUGAUAAUGGUGGGCGUAACCAAACUCUUGUCUGUAUUCUUCAACGAAAUCCAGGACUCGGAAAUGUUGAUGACGGCGAAGCGCAGUAUCAAGACCGGCUUGAUCGCUUCAGCAGUGAUCAGUUCGUGGACAAUUGGUUCCACUUUGCUAUUAUCAUGUACCGCUGCUUACUCCAACGGCAUCUCAAGCGCAUAUUGGUAUGGUGCCGGGGCAUGUGUGCAGAUAAUCUUCUUCAGUAUGUUGGCACUCGAAAUCAAAAAAAAGGCACCCAACUGCCACACGUACCAGGAAGUGGUACGAACAAGAUACGGCGCACCUACACACAUUGUCUCUAUUGUGUACUCUGUAAUUCAGAUGGUGUGCUAUACCACCAACUUGUUGAUCAACGGAUCGUCAAUAUUUUCAGCCAUCACAGGCAUGAACAGAGACGCAGCUAUUGUGUUGUUUCCUAUUGGCGUUAUCAUCUACACUUUGAUGGGAGGCAUCAAGGCCACCUUUCCUUACCGACUGGACUCACACCGUCAUUUUAUACUGUCUUGUGCUUGCAUUUCUAUUCAACUGCUAUGCAACUCAGCGACAUCGUGGGCUCCCCUGGUGCCUUGUGGGAUCUUUUGGUGGAAGCUUCUGAAAGGCGGCCUAUCGCUGGGAAUGCUCUGGGGAGCUUGUUGA